Colletotrichum truncatum is the source of this 1986-nucleotide messenger RNA. RefSeq lists its product as uncharacterized. NCBI's taxonomy places the organism in Eukaryota, Fungi, Ascomycota, Sordariomycetes, Glomerellales, Glomerellaceae. The record is from RefSeq and is a predicted model, not a curated record.
AUGCAUUUUCUCUCUCUACUCGGCCUCGCGGCCGUGGCCGUCGGCCAGCUCACUUCCUCGUCCCUCGAGAAGCACGUUGACUCCGUCACGCUCAGCAAGUCCUUCAACCCCAUCAUGGAGGCUUACUGGACCGGCUACCCCCACCAUCGCCGUACCCCCUUCGCCGUCUCCCCCGAUGGAAAGUCGGCCUACCUCGCUUACCUCGACUCCUCCGGCACGGGCGUCCACGUCCAGCCCAUCAACCCGACCACCUUCGCCGCUGCCGGUGAUGUAGUCACCGUCUCCGGCGGUAAGGAGGCUGCCGGUCUCGUUGCCCACAACGAUGGUUUCGCCGUCAUGACCAACGAGGCCAUCUCCGGCGUCACCGACCCCGUUGCCGUUCUCUACCGCUACACCGACGGCAAGCAGACCUUCAAGACUUACCUCGGUGGCCCCAACGUCGACCAGGGCCAGGCCAUGGCCUCUCCCGAUAUCAACGGUGACCUCGUCUUCUCCGAGAAGGCCGGUUACUACGCUGCUUACAUUGUCGUCACCGCCUACGAGGGUAGCGCCAAGGGCCACUUUGGCGACGCCAUCCGCUAUGUCGACACCACCGGAAAGCUCACCAACAUCCCCGGUGCCUCUUCCUCCUGGGGCUGCUCCCACAACACCGGUAUCGCCUUCGAGGCCGCCGACGAGGCCCCCUUCGCUUCCCUUUGCGCUGAGGACCAGGGUGCCAUCUGGCUCAACACCAAGACCCAGGGCAUGGACAACAGAGGCGUCAAGGUCUCCAACGAGCACGUCAUCAACGGUGGCGCCAACGAGGCCAUGGGUGGUAUGUCCGGCUCCUACAGCGUGCUGGCGCGCUUCAUCGGCGCCGACUCGUACAUCUUCUCCUGGGUCUCCCGUGGUGCCAAGGACCUCACCCUCAACGACUGGAUGGGCCAGGGCUACACCAAGUCCGUCAACCGCACCAACAACCGCAACGUCGCCAUCGCCCUCUUCUCCGACAAGAACACCCUCGUCGGCGAACAGGCCACCUCCGAGGUUGGUGCUGCUGACGGUGACAAGCAGAUCAACUGGGUCACCACCGGCUCCAACGACUGCUCCAACGCCCACGCCGCCGCUUUCGACAGCUCCAAGGCUCUCGUCACCUGGGAGGAGAUCUCCAACCCCAUCUGCGACUUCGACGCCAUGGGCUGCCGCGGUGCUUUCGCCGGUACCAAGUUCCAGAUGGUUGACAGCACUGGUAAGAAGGUUGGUGAUGUUGUCUCUUCUGACGACACCUACGUUGCCGGUGACAUGGUGACCAUGUCCGACGGCCGCGUCUGCUGGCCUUACGUCGCCAUGGACUGGAAGCUCGACGGUCCCCAGCGUGGAUCCCCCGUUUCCAAGAUCUCCUUCGCCUGCAUGAACCCCGGUGGCAGCGGCUCUGGCGGCAGCUCUUCUGCCCCUGCUUCUUCUGCCGCCCCCGCUGCCUCUGCUGCCCCUACCACCACCGAGGCCGUUGACGCCGUUGCUUCUUCCGGAGCUGCCGUCGACCCCACUUUCCCCGCCGGUACUGCUCCCGAGCCCAUCUUCUCGACCAUCUCCGGCCCCGUGACCCCCAGCGCCAGCGCCCCCGCUGCCUCUGCCCCUGCCGUUGAGCCCUCCGCUCCGGCUGCUGAGCCUUCUGCUCCCGCUGCCGAGCCCUCUGCCGAGCCCUCCGCUCCUGCCGCCGAGCCUUCCGAGUCCUCCGUUCCCUCUGUCCCGGCUGGUGCCCCUGAGCCCAUCUUCUCGACCAUCUCCGCCGACCCUGUCGCCACCCAGCCUGCUGCCACCACCGCCUCCGACCAGCUCCCUGGCGCCACCCAGGCUCCCUCCGGUCGCCCCUCCAAGACCCGCAAGCACCGCACCAAGACUCGCACCAAGACCCGCGGUGGCAGCGGUCCCAAGCCCACUGACAAGGUCUGCAAGCCCCCUCGCACGACCAUCACCACCAUCUAUGUCACUGCUUCCCGCAAGUAA